UGCAAAAUACGGAUGAAUCACUGGAUAUUGGGUCCUUCGGCUAUAUACAUAUUGCAGAUUGGGAAAGGAAAUAAUUAUAACUUGCAAUGGUUGGCCGAGAUAUAACGCCAACGGAAAUAGGAAAGCAUUCCAAACUAAUAAGAAUGGCGCAAGAUGAAAUGGCCUCCAUGGAUGUUCUAGUAUGCGGCCGUUGCCUCAACGUAUAUCACUUCAUUGAAGAUUUUGAUGACCAUAAACAGAAGCCAUGCCACAAAGAAAAUACNAAUGUGCGUGAAUGUAAUGACACUAAACCAAAAAUUUGGGCAUUCUUACUGUGGAAGGCAACACAACUACAUAACAUUAGAGACUCAAAUACGGCUAGUCCCAAUUCAUGGGCUCUAUAUCAAACCUGGGUAAAAAUGGAUGAAAGUUUACGAGAAACAUGGAUUGUUGCAGGCAAAACUAUUCAAUCGUUCGCCAAAGUAGGUCAAGGCGGCCUACAGGAGAUGCCUGUGAAAAUAACUAAAACAGUUGUUAAUAACACAAGUGAAAAUGUGUCACCUGGACGUAAACUUCCAGCGCAAACUAAGCCUCAAGUAACAAAUUUGAAACCGCCCAUUAAAGUCAAUGAUGCCAAUAAAGAUGUGGAAAGUGAUUCUUCCCAUAAAGCAACCACACCUUUCCAAAAAGUUGUAAAAAAACCGGUGACCAUACGCAGUGACCCUGUAGGAGGUGUAACACAAAACAAGCUGCCCAUUGCAAACGUCUUGAAAGCUUCAAGCCGUCGUGCCAAGCGCACUGUUCCCAACUCAGAUGAAGUCAUUGAGGAGAAUGUUGAAAAAAUAGUUGCAAAGCGUUUUAACCCGAGACGCAAAAUGCAUGAGUAUUUGGUUAAAUGGGAAGCUCGCACACAUGAACAAAAUACUUGGGAACCAUCAUCACACUUGGAAAAUGUCCCUCACCUUUUGGAGACAUUUGAAACGCAGUUGGCUCGACAAAAAGAGACACGAGCAGCAUUACAAGCUAAACAAGCUGCACAAUUAGCAGCAUCUGGUAAAAAUACUGAAAACAAAUCAAUUGAACCCACAAAAAAAGUCGAAAGCAGUGCCUUGACUAAACUUGGCACUGGUAUAAUAAAACUACAAAGUGUUACCAGUAGUAACAAUGAUGUCGGCGAUAGUAACAAAUCAACUGUAUCAACAGAUGUUUCCCCAAGGCCAUCACGUACAUCCAAAACCAAGGCAAUGGACCAAGUUAAACAAUGGGUUUCGGGAAGUAAUCAAUCACGUGCAGCUUCGCCCACAGGCAGCGAUGUCGCCGGAAGUGGCAACAACUCACAAGACGGUGAAAGAGAUUGGUCUAUGAAUACCAGCAAUAGCUCAGCAGCCGGUGGAACGGCUGGUUUAAAGCGCAAAUUAGAAGAUUCAGAUUUUAAUGAUUCCAACGCUAGCGAUUUGCCUAGUACUACAGCAACAAUAGAAGAUUUAGAAGAGGAUUUAAUUCCUUCGCAUACAGUAAAACGGAUGAAGAACGGGAAUGCGAUAUCAAUCGAGUCCAAAGUGGUUAAGGUGAAUGGAACAAGCAGUACCCGAACCCCCGCUACAGUUAGCGGUGAGUCAUUGCCAGUUGGACCAAAUUCAGCAGAAGUCAUUAUCACGCAAGACAUUAAUGCUUCCGGUGUAGUAAAGAAGCCUGGCUUCAAUAGCAAUGGUCGCAAUACCACUCUAAAAAAUGAGGCACAGAUUCGAAUACUAUCAAAGGGAGAGUCUGCUGUUUCCAGCACAGGUGUAGUGCGAGUCGGAGGUGGCGGGGUUAGUGAUAGUGGUAGCGAAUCCAAAUUGGCAACAUCGGCAGUUACAGCUGGACGAACACCUAUUCGUGUAGGAGCCGGUGGUACCACCACUGUUGGUAAUACGCAAAUUAACACAAUUUCUCGGCAACAGGUCCAACGUACAUCUGUAGGCACUACAUUGCAACGAAAGAUAGUUACGGCUAGCGGUAUUACACAGCACCAACGGGGGGGUGUAUCAAUGCAAGUGCGUACUGGUGCUGUGGCCAACGCAACUGGUUCAUCAGUCCAACCGCAUUCUUCCCCUACAUCCGGACGUAUGAUAAUACCUCGUCAAGGUAACGCCGGGCAUGUUACGCGUCCGGCAACUAGCACUACCACAAAGACUGUAACACCUGAACAAAAAAUUCUCCAGCUUUCAAAGUCUGGCGAUUUAAAAGUUACUAAAAAGGUUAUGACUCGAGAGGAUGCCAUUGCGCAGCGUAUGAGCUUAAGGCAGCAACAAUCACAAAUUCAAAUUCAGAAAGUUCAGCAGAUCACACCUCCGACCGGAGGAGGACGCACAGCACAAGUAAGUGCGGUAAGUGUGCGUAAGCAACCAGAUGGUACAUAUGCACAUGAGGAACAGCACCAAGCACAAUUAUGCCCUAUAACCGGUAAAAUUUUGGGACAGGAUGAUCAAGUGAUGUCUCAGCAGCACAUGCAAAGCGGAGUCAUGCAUACUCAAUUGAUUACAGGAGCUGGAGGUGAACAACAAUUGACACUGCAACAAGAUCAUCAUCAACAACAAUUGCACGACAUCGAUCCCACUCUGCUCUUAACCAGUGAUCAACAAAUGCUCACCAAUGAAGAUGGUACUCCGUUGUUAGUUACUGGCGAAGAUGGCACCGUAUACCAAGUGGCAGGUAAAAAUGCCGAGGGACAAACUAUACUUGUGACCCAGGGUCCUGAUGGCGAACAACAAUUUGCCUACGUCGCUGCUGCCGAUGGUGAUGAAAAUCAAGUGCUCACCCUUGAUAAUGCCGUUGCAGAAGCAGUAUCACAAAAUCCUGGUGAACUGCAAUCCGAAUCCAUGGCUGAGCCCCAAUAUAUUGUCAAAACCACAAAAGAAGAUGGCACCACACAGGUAGUUACCAUGAGUGAGGCAGAAUUACAACAGCAUCAGGCCUUAGCGGCAGCCCAGCAACAUCAACAAACAGACACCGGUAGUGGAGCUGUCGCAGUAACAGCCAGUGGUGGUUCCACUGGCCAGCUCUGUAUCCAAACAUCUGACGGCGCCGAUGGCCAGGAAGCGAACAUACCUGCUGAAGUGAUACAGGCUGGUAUGCCCUCUCCCGGCGGUACACGGCGGGUGGUAUUGUUAUUGCAAGACGGUACUUACAUGAUGACUGAGAUGCAUGAUGAUGAAUUUAAAGCACUCAAUAUAGCCGCAUAAAAGCUCAGCUGCAUUGGGUAAAGAAUUGUAACAUUGAAAUGUGUUGUCAGACAGCAGUAAUUAAAAUGUUAACGGUAAUAUGCAUCAUUCAAUAUGUAUCUGCACAUCGUUGUAGCAAACCUAUAAAGUAGAUUAUUAAAGUUAGAUUUAGUAUUUACUGCUAAAUAUAUAAAAAGUAAAUAUAUCGAACAACGUUAAAUAUGCACAUUUCAAAGCCGCGUUUUACUUUAAAGUUUGUUGUAAAUUUUUUAAAUGUAUUCUACAUAUUAUUUGCCCGAUAAGUUUUGUUAUGUUUAUGUAACAAACAUAGUGUUUUUUACAAUAAUUUUUUAUGGAUUUAAUUCGUAAAAAAUAGAUCGUUCAUAAAAUUUGUUGAUUUUGUGAAUUAUGAUUUAAAUAUGUAUGCUUAUCGGCUUUUUAAAGAUGUGCAUGUAGGUAAUACGUUUAAUUUGCAUUAAUACAAUUAUAAACAUUUUUAUUGUAUGUUUAUGGAUAAGUAUUUCAUUAUACAAAAUAUGAGCAUACGUAACGAAAAAGUAAAUAUCAACGCAAAUUUGAGCAAAAAUAAAGAAAUUUGAGCAAAUACAAAGUUU
This is a messenger RNA of Rhagoletis pomonella (apple maggot), 3796 nucleotides long. RefSeq lists its product as uncharacterized. Gene Ontology annotation, biological process: chromatin organization; negative regulation of transcription by RNA polymerase II. Gene Ontology annotation, cellular component: pericentric heterochromatin. The record is from RefSeq and is a predicted model, not a curated record. Gene Ontology annotation, molecular function: chromatin binding. Lineage: Eukaryota; Metazoa; Arthropoda; Insecta; Diptera; Tephritidae.